GCUGUGAUCAUGAAUUCGACUGGUUCGUCACAUGGGGUUUGCAGGCCACUCUUACUGGUUAGAGAUGCAAAGGAAGUCAAUAUCCUGUCUUGUAAAAUACCAUAUAAAGGACUUGAGUCUAGAUAGCACCUUCUAAACAGAAUCUAGCCUGCAGACAUCUUCUUUUGGUUUUCUGAAUAUUUUACGCAAACAUCAUGCACCUCUGCUGGAAAUUAGCUCUGAUGAUGAUGGUUCUUGUGUGUGUUACUGAGCAGCAAGUCAACGACUUUCGUCGACCCACUAGAGUUGGAGUGACAUGCUGUAAGGUGGUGUCGAAGGGAAGAAUUCCUCCUGAAAUUAAACUGAUUGGAUACAAGCAUCAGAAUGCUCUGAGUCCAUGUGUGGAUGCUAUAAUAUUCUACACAGAGAAGGACAAGUACUGCUCUGAUCCAAAAGCGCGCUGGAUUCGACAGAGACUGGAAGGUCUGAAGAAAAUUGAGGACUGAGCCAAUGGAGGCCUUGAAGAUGCUGCAAAUCUAUCUAUAUAUCAAUCUAUUAAAAGAGAAUAUAUAUUAUGUUUAUUUAACCAAAACAAGUACCAUUAGAUACCCUUCUAGUUUAUGUGAACAUUAAAAGAUGUUUCACUUAAUUGCUUUGUUUUAUAUGCUUUAAAAUUAAAUGCAAUUUUGAAAAAAAUAAAUAAAAUUAAACUGUGCUUACCUUCAUACAAACAUUCAGCCUUUUUUCUGUAACAAUUUGGACUGUAUUUAAUCAUAUUUAAGCUGAAUCAUUAAAGAAAUAGUUCACCCAAA
Messenger RNA from Ctenopharyngodon idella (grass carp), 791 nucleotides. Its product is annotated as C-C motif chemokine 20. NCBI's taxonomy places the organism in Eukaryota, Metazoa, Chordata, Actinopteri, Cypriniformes, Xenocyprididae. The transcript has 4 exons. The record is from RefSeq and is a predicted model, not a curated record. Gene Ontology annotation, molecular function: chemokine activity. Gene Ontology annotation, biological process: immune response. The coding region runs from base 195 to 485 and encodes 96 amino acids. Gene Ontology annotation, cellular component: extracellular region.